Diaporthe batatas is the source of this 1008-nucleotide messenger RNA. RefSeq lists its product as uncharacterized. Bases 1 to 1008 code for a protein of 335 amino acids. The transcript has 4 exons. The record is from RefSeq and is a predicted model, not a curated record. NCBI's taxonomy places the organism in Eukaryota, Fungi, Ascomycota, Sordariomycetes, Diaporthales, Diaporthaceae.
AUGUCCGGGCUCGAACCCCUUGUGGCCCUGGGCCUCGCCUGCAACAUCCUCCAGCUGAUCGAGGUCGGCUGCAACACCAUCAAGCUCACGAAGGCUAUCUACCAGAGCAGCUCGCCGGCCAUCGACAAGACACUUCAGGACAAUGCUGCGGUUCUCAGCACCAUCAGCGGUGAAGUCAAAGCGGCCCCGCGGCCGACAAAUCUGUCCAAACUCGACCAGCGGCUUGUCGACACAGCCGACAAGUGCUUCGCUGCCGCACGCGAUCUUGAAGAAGAAGUAGUCUUCCUGCUUAGCAACGCGAAGAAGAACCAGCUUGCGGCGACCCUGAAGAUUGUCGCCAAGACAACGCUGAGGGAAAGCCUGGAGAACGCCGAGAAGCUGAUGAUGAAGACACUGCUUGCUCAUCUAUGGUCUCGAACCCGUACUGCCGAGCUUGAUCUGAGCAGUGUUAAAGACGACCUUCGCACGUUCAUUCAACAGUACGAAUGUGGGAGCAGAGAUAUCAAGCAGCUCAUCUCCAGAGAAAGCGUCGUCACUAGGGAGCACAUAUCUGCCUCGUCCCACAAGACCCUUGCGGCCAUUGAUGGGGUCCAAAAUCAAAUGACCAAGUUGGCUUUCGACGCGGACAUGCAAGUGGACCAGGCGCAACGUGAACGUUUACUUCGGAGCCUGAAGUUCCCCGCUUUCAACGAGCGCAGAAAUCAAUUAUCCCAAGCGUUUGAAAGUACGUUCGAGUGGAUUUUCAUGGGAGACGAUGGCCCACAGCAGGUUGACCUGGAUGAAUCUGAGCUUGAGGAUUCAGACUGGGAUGACUCCGACCUUGAGGAUCUUGAUCUAGCAGACCCAUCUGAGGCCCGCUGGGAUCUUUUCUCAAAUUGGCUCAGCUCCACGGCUGAUACCUACUGGAUAAGCGGGAAGCCUGGCUCCGGCAAGACGACACUGGUCAAAUUCGUAAUAUCAAGGGGUUACUUUGCUCUCUUCUAUACCAACUUUUGGACAGAAACCUAG